Molecule: messenger RNA, 1527 nt
Organism: Babesia bigemina
Lineage: Eukaryota; Apicomplexa; Aconoidasida; Piroplasmida; Babesiidae
Product: snRNA-activating protein complex
Exons: 1
Coding region: 1-1527 (508 amino acids)
Biological process (GO): snRNA transcription by RNA polymerase III; snRNA transcription by RNA polymerase II
Cellular component (GO): snRNA-activating protein complex
Molecular function (GO): bent DNA binding; core promoter sequence-specific DNA binding; RNA polymerase II cis-regulatory region sequence-specific DNA binding
Source: RefSeq, a predicted model, not a curated record
AUGGCCUGGAGCCAAUCUGGGCCUCAAUUCCAGCGCGUUCCGCACUUCGACAUUUGUGAGCUGUUUGACCUAUCGAGCAUCAUAAUCGUAGACGGCGAGCGGAGAUGCACUCGACCUCCCUACUGCCACUACGAAUCCGACCAUGAAGCUGCCCUGGAGUUGUCAAGCUCACUCUACCCAGCCCCGAAGCACCGUCGGACGGGCGUAGGUUCAGUAUCGGUACUGGCGCCUCGGCCCCUGCCGCCUGAGCUGCAGCCAACGGUGAUCCUUGAUUGUGACCUUAAGAAGGAUUUGCCGACAAGCCAUGUUGACCUGUUUGCGUUCAAGGAUGAAUAUCGCCAGGUGAUAGAGCGACUGGAUGCGCUGCGGCAGAAGUCCAUCGACAUCAAGAAAUCGCGCUUGAAAAGACAGAUGAAAGGAGUUACCUCUGCCUGCCUCACGCAGCUGUGCCAGUUGCGGACGGAAACAUCGUUGAAGCGCUACUUAUCGCAACCUAUCCGCACACCGACGAUUACAGAGGUCAUUUGGGAUGCCGCCAACAUGAACUUGCGCCACAUGGCGAAGAUACGGAGGGAACAGGGCCAGAACGCCCGUAAGCGUUUAGACAUAACCGUCGACGAAGAUAGCAAUGUUUGGUCGGAGAAACGGCUACACAAGUUGUUCGCGGAUAUUGUCACCCUCGAUAGCUACCAGUUGGUUAUUGGCGAGCGACGGUAUGCGUAUCGCAACAUGCCACAUGAGCUAGAGACAACACGGCCGCUGAUCCUUACGGGCCCACAAAAUCAAUCGAGCGCGCCGUUGUUACACCAAAGCGCCACCGAACGCUACCUCGAGGAGCAGAGCCGAUCGGCUCUCAUCAUGGCUGCGGAUGACGAGCUGAUAGUGACAGUUACUCUUUAUCAUGGUGUCAGAGGCCACAAACUGCGCGAAUACGACAUACUGGCGUCACAAAGCCUCGCCGACCUGCGCGACGCGUUCCGCUGCCCCGCCGAGAUCCGCCCAGUGGGCGUCGACCUCGAGGUGCGCGGCUCCUGUUUUAUGUUGAAUGGCCAGCUGUUCCCCGACCUCCGUGGAGACGCGUGCGACUACUCAGAGCCCCUUUUGCACUUCUAUCAGCAGUUCAAACCGGGCGCACUACACACGAGCGAGUGUAUCGAGCAGAGCGAUGCAAUUCUGUAUCAUAUGGAGCUGCCAGUGUAUAUUCCUGGGUACCUGCUGCACCACGGAGACUGCGAGCACAGGAUGAUGAUAACGGCUGUACGAGCAUUCGACCGCGUGCGCGACUGUCCAUACGAGCCCUGCUACCCCGUAUGCGUCUUCAUGCCACGCCGGCGCUCCGUGCAGUGCCACAUCUGCGAGCUCAGGGAAGCCGACAAGUCCGUGUUCAACAGUCUGGCGCUGCCUCAAAUCCCGUGUUACCUAUGCGACGACUGUUACGGUCGGUUCCAGCGCCUAGGAACGUUGGAUGGUGUGUAUCGCUCCGAUGGCCUGGCGAAAACUGCGGCGAUCGAGUUUUGCGAGGAGUGA